Lampris incognitus (smalleye Pacific opah) is the source of this 2113-nucleotide messenger RNA. RefSeq names its product inactive phospholipase D5-like. Lineage: Eukaryota; Metazoa; Chordata; Actinopteri; Lampriformes; Lampridae. The coding region runs from base 1 to 1875 and encodes 624 amino acids. The transcript has 10 exons. The record is from RefSeq and is a predicted model, not a curated record. Gene Ontology annotation, molecular function: catalytic activity.
AUGGAGAUGAAGGGGAGCCGUGGACUCGUAGGUGGCCUGGACCAGAGAGGGCAAGGGGGCCACCUGGGCGUCGCUGGCCCUGUGUUACCCACCAGCUCCAUCUAUACAGCGGUGCAGCAACAGGACUACUCGGCCGGCGUCUGGCUCCGCAGGAAGGAAAAACUUGAACACUCUCAGCAAAAGUGCAUUGUGAUCUUUGCGUUGGUGUGCUGCUUUGCUGUUCUGGUGGCAUUGAUAUUCUCAGCCGUGGACAUCUGGGGUGAAGAUGAGGACGGGAUCACAGAAGACAACUGUAGUAAAAACUGCAGGGUAGUGCUUGUGGAGAACAUUCCUGAGGAUGUCUCCUUUACAGACAAUGGUACGUCCUACCUGCCCCUGUCGGUUGGGCUCCACAACUUAUUAGAUCGAGCCGUCCGGGCUGUGGAGAUAGUCUCCCCGAUGUGGCUCCUGAACUCCUCCGAUUAUGAAUCCAGCUUUGAGCCUGCUGCCAGGCAGGGAAGGGAACUGCUGUCCAGGCUCCAGGAGCUGAAUGCUAAAGGGGUCCAGCUGAAGAUCUCCAGUGAGAUGAUCAACUCCACCGAGCUCAAAAGCCUCGCCAGCCACAAUGCUGAGAUCCACUACGUGAACAUGACAGCACUGACCAAAGGGCAUCUCCACUCGUCCUUUUGGGUGGUGGACAGCAAACAUUUCUAUUUGGGCAGUGGCAGCAUGGACUGGAGGUCCCUGGCCACGAGGAAGGAGCUGGGUGUGUUGGUGUAUGACUGCAGCUGUCUGGCCCUGGACCUUCACAAAGUGUUCAGCCUGUACUGGGGGCUCCAGUAUAAAGACUUCAUCCCUUCCUUCUGGUCCAAGCGCCUCUUCGCCCUCUUCAACAGGGACACACCGCUGGAGCUAACCCUCAACAGCACCAAGGCCGAGGCCUACAUCUCUAGUUCGCCAGAUGUGUUUAUCCCCAAAGACCGGAGCAGCGAUCUUGAGGCCAUCAGCAGGGUCAUCCAGGAGGCCCACCAUUUCAUCUACAUCUCCAUCACCGACUACCUGCCCCUCCUCCAAAACAGCGCCCACAAGUACUGGUCCCGAAUCGAUGGCCUCAUCCGCGAGGCUCUGAUCCUGAGAAAGGUGCGGGUGCGAAUGCUGAUCAGCUGUUGGGAACAGACUCACCCUCUCACCUUCAACUUCGUCUGGUCCCUCAGGAGCCUUUGCAUGGAGCAGGCCAACUGCUCUCUGGAAGCUAAGUUCUUCAGUCCAAGAGAGCAGAGGGACGGCAGUCUCCAGGGAAUCAACCAUAAUAGGUUCAUGGUGACUGAACGAGCAGUUUACUUGGGCAACCUGGACUGGGUGGGGAAUGAGUUUACCUUCAAUGGAGGAGCGGCCCUGGUGAUCAGCCAGCCGGAGGGCAUCGAGGAGCGAAACUCCACCGUGGUAGAGCAGCUGAAGGCUGUGUUCGAGAGGGACUGGUUUUCACGUUACACACGCUCCCUCCAGAUGAAUAAGAUUCCUGUAUGCAACAAGCACCAGAUGAACAGGCUAGUACCAAUCAAAACAAGCCAUCUAGACAACGGGCCGGUGCCAAUCAAAACAAAUCAGUACAGUAAUGGACCUGCACCACUGAAAAACAAAGAACACGUGCCAGUUAAAAUCCCUCACCAUGAAAGCACACGGGGACCAAGCAGAAAUAGCUACCAGGACCCGGACAAUGGAUUGGCGUCGAUCGUAAGCAGUUCCUCAGAAAAAGGACGAGUCAAAAUGAGUCAGCCGGAGAACAGACAGGUGCAAAUAAAAAUGAAUUAUCUCGACAGCCAAAUGGAGCCAUUGCUUCCCAGCCAGCCUGCAGAGAGCAGCGGCAGCAGGGAGCUCUACAACGGCUCCCUGUGAUCAAUAGACCUUCUGCAUUGAACUUCUUUCUCAGAAUGAAUGAAUGGAGGCUUCGUCUUAUCCAGCGGCCAUGGACAACAGAUUUCCCUUCGUUUUAUAGAACCCACAAGGCACUGAAGUAAUAUCUGAUUCAACUGAUGGCUAGAUGUGUGGGACUCUGGCUGAAGAGUAAAUAUUCCUCCGCAGGUCUGGCACUUUCAGAUGACUCCACGAGAAUGGAAAUAAAACCCGCUGAUAA